Molecule: messenger RNA, 2703 nt
Organism: Pseudogymnoascus verrucosus
Lineage: Eukaryota; Fungi; Ascomycota; Leotiomycetes; Thelebolales; Thelebolaceae
Exons: 2
Coding region: 178-2697 (839 amino acids)
Source: RefSeq, a predicted model, not a curated record
CUGCUCGCAUCGCAACGCCAAGCCCGCCCUUUCAGCCUUGUCCACCCAGAGCCAAACCCCUGUCCUUUGUUUACCCUCCCGACAUUUCGGCAGACAGACAGACCGCCCUCACACGCAACCCCAGAACCACCAAACGACGCAACUCCCCGGCAUGCACCAGCCCGGCACUUCCUCACCAUGUCGUCGGCAGCUACCGCAAUCUCCUCACACACACGCAGCAAGAGCCUGCGUGUCCCCGUCUCAGACGCCUCAUUCCUGAAACGGUCAGUGGUCGCGCCGACAAACUUGCAACAAGCAGCCGGACCGUCGCAUGUUGCUCUUUUCUUGACGAAUUUGAGAUUGCUGGAUUUGGAUAAGAGACAGGAUUGGCCGGGGAUUACGCCGGUGACGUUUGCGACGAAGGAUUCGCAGCAGAAUAUUAAGAAGCGGAUUCAGUGUGUGGAGUGGGCGCUUUUUCGGCUGUUUGAGAUUUGGGAGCCGGAGGAGGCGAGGGAGAAACUUCAACCGUUCUUUCCCCCACUCGAACCGCUCCAGUCGCUCAACUUGCGCACGGCACUCUUUCGAUGUCUCGAUCAGGCGAAGAAGAAUGGCACCCUCGGGCGAGAUGCAGUCCUACGAAAGACGAUGCUAGAUGAGUGCAAGGGCGAACGAUUGGAAGAAGUCCUAUCCGUUUUCUCCACCGCCGUCGUGAAGCGCUCAGUUCGCGAGAAUCAAGAUGGCCCGGAGGCAAUCGCUCUCCGUCUGGCUAUGGAGAACUUCUCAUACACCGGUGACCGCGCUAGCCUGUCAGCGCUGGUAUUGGCGCACAAAAGCAGCUUGCGGAAGAAGAUCGAACAGAAAGAUCGGGCAAAGGGGAUAUAUAACGAUUUCUCGGGGCUACUGGAGUUGAAAGAUCGGCAGAUAACGAGACGCAAGGAGCAGUUGAAGGUGGCUAUUGAGGAGGAUGAGAAUACGGAACAUAUAUCGAAGGCGGAGAUGUAUGAAGUGCAGGAGAGGGCACGCAAGAAUUGGUAUGGGAGUAAUGAUUGGCUUGAGAGUAUAUUACAGAGUGACAGGCAGGCUCAGACCGAUACCCUGCUCUCGGAACCAUACGACCAAGUGUGGAAAUACGUCGAGAAGGGAAGGAUUGGGGAGAUUGAAGAUAGCCAGCGCAAAGGCCUGUUACAGCAAUUGGACGCCAGGGUCAAGGAGCAGAAGAACCGCUACGAAACGUGGCAGAAUUUCGAAAGGUCUAUCAAGGCCAGGAGGUCAGAUUCUGGCAAGGUGGAUGUUAUGAUAUCUACUAAGCCGGCCAAGGAUCUUAGUAUUAGCUUUGGGGCACACGAAUCGUUGCAGUUGCCGAGCAAUCCUCUGCAAUCAUCGAAAAGCUGGCAGCCGCUACCUGAACAAGCAGAGUUGUUAGCAAAUCUUCAGAGGGAACUCGCGGAUGUUGGGAAGCCGCAGCGUUACGAGGAAUUACCAAGACGUCGGGUUUCUACGCGAGGAGGGUCUCUGGAACCGCAGCCAGAAGUACAGAGCAAACCUCAGCCUCAGGAUGAUGAAAAGGACUGGGAAAGCAACAGCGACAGCGACAAGCAAGAAACUCCCGUUCCCCAGCGUCGACACACUCGGCGUAGAGUAGAGCGGCGGAGAGUCGUAGCACCACCACCAGAAUCGUCAGAGACUGAAGAUGUGUCUGACAGCGACGAUCAGGUUGUUGAGCAGGAGACGCCAAUUCCCCAACGACGUCCAUCGCGACUCAUGGCUGAGCAUCGAAAUGCGGCAGCACCUCCGCCUGAACCAUUCUCCGAGAUCGAAGAAACCGACAGCGACAAUAAACAGUUUGAGCAGAUGACUCCUGUUCCCCAGCAUCGCAGUGCAGUACUCCCGCCACCAUCAGAGACCGAUGAAGCCACCGAUAGCGACAAUCAACCAAUGGAGCAGGAAACCCCAGUCCCCAACCGUCAAUCUUCACGCAUCAUCCCAAUCUACCGCACCGCAUCACCACCACCAGCAAACCACCCCUCACUCGAAGCCUCACCCAUCCCCUCCGACCAGCCUUCACCACCCGUUCCAAGGGUGUUAUCAACAAUCUCCGACAUGCCACCUCCCUCACGCACACCCUCCCCAUCUCUCCCCUCCCCAGACACGACCCAACUCCCCCUCUCAACCCCCGCCACCUCCCCCUCCCCCCCCAAACCGCGCCACAUCCUCUCCCUCGCCGAACGAACACGCAUGUCCAUGUCUCGCUCCCUUCCACGGGCUAGCGAGGACUUCGAUUCUCCACCCGAUUUGCCUGCGCCACGGCUGGGGUCAAGCAUCACGACAGAUCCAGAAAUCAAUCCAGCAGCAGCAGCAGCCGCAGCAACAGCAAAACGGCACGAAGACCUCCUCGCGCGAACGAGACAGUCAAUGUCCAACACCGCCGCCGUAGCUAAAUCCGCACAACUCGAGCGCCGCCGCAGCGUCAAGACUGCUGCGAGGAAGAAAAGAGAGAGCUUUAUGCCUGUGAGACAGAGUCUGGCGCCGUUUGAUGAGUAUGCACUGGAAGGGGGGGUGGAUAGGGAGGCGUUGAUAGAGGAGGAGGAGGUGGAUAUGGAGGCGGUGUUUAUGAGUCGGCCGAGGGUGAAGACUAGUCCUGCUAGUAGUCCGAGGAAGGCGUGGGGAGAGAUUGGCGGGGGGAGAGAGGAGGAGGGGAGUUUGAGUCCUGGGGCGUAGAGGAGG